This is a messenger RNA of Heterocephalus glaber (naked mole-rat), 6092 nucleotides long. RefSeq names its product TNF superfamily member 15 (gene Tnfsf15). Gene Ontology annotation, molecular function: tumor necrosis factor receptor binding. Gene Ontology annotation, biological process: immune response. The record is from RefSeq and is a predicted model, not a curated record. Gene Ontology annotation, cellular component: membrane. NCBI's taxonomy places the organism in Eukaryota, Metazoa, Chordata, Mammalia, Rodentia, Bathyergidae.
GGGGAGGAGAAGGCAGAGUGAUUAACUCGCCCACUGUGCAAGGUUCUCCCCUAUUUAAUGGGGAUCUCUGACAAGGCCAAGUCACAGGCACCUCCAAGACAGCAGCAGCAUGGCAGAUGACCUGGAGCUGGGCUUUGGGGAGGCAGCCAGCAUGGAAAUGCUGUCCAAGAAGGGUUGUGGUCGUGGGCCCAAGGCCAGAGCCAGGCUGGGAGCCAGGAGCAGCAGCGUGUGCUGCCUUCUCACCUGCUGCCUGGUGUCGCUCCCCAUCCUCACGGCGCUCACAGCCUACCUGCUGGUCAGCCAGCUCUGGGCCCAAGGCGAUGACUGCGUACAGUUCCAGCAGGCUGUAAAAGGACAGAGGUUUGGGCCUUCACAUCAGCGAGCAUACAUGCCACUCAGGGAUGACAGAGAUAAGCCGAGGGCACACCUGACAGUUGUGAGACAAACUCCUACACAGCACCUGAAAAAUCAGUUCCCAACCCUGAACUGGGAACAUGAACUAGGCUUGGCCUUCACCAAGAACCGGAUGAACUACACCAACAAAUUCCUGGUCGUCCCAGAGUCAGGAGACUACUUUGUUUACUCCCAGAUCACUUUUCGAGGAACCACUUCUGAAUGUGGUAACAUCAGCCCAGGAAGACAACAGAACAAGCCAGACUCCAUCAUUGUGGUCAUUACCAAGGUAACAGACAGCUACCCCGAGCCCGCCCAGCUCCUAACAGGGACCAAGUCAGUGUGUGAAAUAAGCAGCAAUUGGUUCCAGCCCCUGUACCUUGGAGCCAUGUUCUCCUUGCAGGAAGGGGACAAGCUGAUGGUGAAUGUCAGUGACAUCUCUUUGGUGGAUUACACAAAAGAAGACAAAACCUUCUUUGGAGCCUUCUUGCUAUAGGAGCAAAGCAGACAUUACUGCAUGAAGGAGCCAUGCCUCCAGGUUCCCCGUUCUCUUCAUUCAUAUGCAAUUAUAGCCAAGAGUGUUCUGGGUCAGGGAUGGGGUAUUCCACAGGGAGAGUGGUUUAGCUAUGAAAUUUAUAGCCCUUAGACUUACACUGUAUAUGCUUUCCUGAUGAGAAUACUAAUUGAGAAAAAAAGCAGAAGAGAAGAGGCAGAGUAUUGUGUUGAGUCUCUAAACAAUGAUUGCCAAGUGAAUGCAUGAUCUACUCAGGUCAAGAUUUGAAGGAGAAUAUUCCCACACCUUCCUGUCACACUCUUGUCACCAGUAGUCCAGUUAUUAUUCAAUUUGAUCAUAAAUUUGCUUCUGUGCAGAAGCUUUGAACAGCAUCCACAGAAAGUCCAAGAAAAUAGUUUAAACCCUCUGGAGGCAAAAAUCUUUUAUCAGUAUUUCCAUGUACUUUCAAGCCUAGCCUAAAAAAAUGAAAAGAGCUGAUACUUUUCAUGAAUGUUCUCCAAAAAAGGAAUUGAUUUUCACGCCAUAUAUUGCCUAUGAGAAAAGCUACCUUUCCUUUGAUUAUGUACACAGGUGUCAAAAUAAGCAAGCAUGAGUUCCACAUGCAUAUCAAAAAUACAGCAAUAGCAUAUAUUCAACACAGCUUUCUUGGGUACUUAUUCUGGACACUAGUUCAACCCAGAGGACACUGAAGAGCAAGACAGAUUCUACACAAAGCUUCUAGAAAAACCACUGAUGCUUCCUGGUUAAACAUCAAUCAACUUAUGUUCUCCAAAGAACAACUUCAAGUCUGAAAAACAUUAUCAUCUAAAACUGUUAUUUCUGGCACUGUCCUGGGAAAGCUGUCCAACAGGUCACUCACAAAACACAUUUCUAGUGAAGCAGACCAACUGAACAAGAAACCACGGACUUACUCUCUGGAGAGGAAAAAGAUGUCAAUCAUCAAACCUGGAGAAGUUUCCAUAGGUCUGCUUUGAAGUUUAAUUUGCAACUUUAUAUUCUGAGUGUUUUGCAAGUAUUUUUCCCUUAAAAUAUCCAAAGGGAUUUGAAUGUAGAUUUGCUAAUUAUCCCAGUCAAGUUCUUCUCCUGAGAAGAGAGGCUGGACACUGUGCUAUAGAGGGCUCAUGUCUUCUGGUCAGAUUGAUUUUCCUGCACCACUGUAUCAAGGGCAGGAGGGCUGGUUCUGCUCUCCUUAGCCUCUAUUGACUGGUUUGUAAAGCAAGAAUCCGACAAUUUGAUUCCUGGGAUCAAAUGAGCUCAUUGGAAUGAAACAAGUUAACUUUCUGCAUUCUGUGUAGUCUGAGAGCAGUUGAGUGUGAUAUAGCCAAGUACCUCCAGUACCUUCUUCUCUAUCAUAAAUGCUCCCUAGCAUGGAAGACCUUACAGAUGGGUCUGAGAGUGAACCUGGUCCUUUAAUCACUCUUACUCUGGUUGCCAGGAAACUUACAGAGGCAGAGAGACGUGUGCUGUGAUUCCUGAACAUAGUGACUGAUUGAGGAGUAGUAGUAGUCCUUGAUCAAUACUUGUUGACUAUCAAUUAAGACAAGUUAAUUUCAGGUUCCUCAGUGGAGAGGGUGAGACUCUCAGUGUAUUUUCUGACCUCUGCUAGGUUAGAAAAUAGCUCCUUACCUUCAGCCUCCCAAAACAGCACAACACUCGAUAAGCGCCCAGGGAAGGGUGCGGUCACCUCCACGUGGCUCUCCAGAGUCUUCAUAGAGGAAGUGAAGCCUGAAAGAAGGUGGGCAGCCCCAAGAUGAUCACGGGGAAAGGGUAUCUCAAAAGGAGGAAUUACCCUUUGCUUAAAGCAGAAAAGAGAGGUUUCUCACUAACUCCAAAACUAGCUUGACAAGAGAAUGUGCCCUCAACCCACCCUGAGAAAAAUAUGUAUUGGUAAACUCAGAAUGCUACAUCAUUCUCUAGCCUGGCUCCAAGAUCAAAAUUAAUAUCCCAUUAAGGGAAUUAAAAUGUCCUGUCUGCACUUGUCUCCAGGGUGCAUGAGAGCAUCAAGCAACUUAGACUUACAGGAAAGGAUUUGCACAGAAGAGGCUGGAUUUUCACUUUCUCCACUAAAAGGAGGCCUAUCCCAAUGGCCUUCAAACCUGCCCACAGGGGAUCUGGUGGAUUUGGAAGUUCAUCCAACACAGAAAUGUCCUCAUAUCCUAAGACAUUGAAGGCAUUGGGAAAAUCUUUAGGAUGUCUUUAUUUUGUUGAAAAAUGUAGCUCAAGUCUUUAUUGUUGGUUUUGUUAAAAUCUUAAACAAUGUAUCUUUUUCUGUAUAAAAAGGUACAGCCAAACAUUCCUAAAAGAACUCAAGUCAGAGCUUCUGUCUCGAAGGCAGUACCUCCAUAGCGGACAUUACUGCACUCUUUGAAAGCAAGGUGGAAAAAUGCUUUUUAAGAACAUGUGAUGAUCCCCUAAUCAUUAGGGGCUAAUGAGAAGUAUUUGAGGAUUUGGGAGAAAGGGAACAUGCCUUAAAAAAAUACCUAAUCUAGAAGGGGAAAUGCUUUGCUGGCUAAAUGUCUCUCAAAAAGCUGAACUCAGAUCAAUUCCACAAACAUUUACUGACUACCUAAUCACCCUGGGGACACAGAAGUAAAUUAUCUUAGUCUAGACUUGUUCUUUCUAACUGCUCAGCAUCUCCAUUGUCUCCAGAUCUUUUAAUUUAUUUUGUUUGUGUUAGGUAAUCCAUUAGCUAACUUGAGGCACCUGGGUGUUCUAUUACUGUGAAAACGAGUGUCACUUGAUGAAGGAGUACCAUUAACAAAGUGAUGUGUAUUUACUCUAAGUGUUUUUGUUUAAUAGCUACUCAAGGACAGUUUUUCAGAAGUAAAUAAGGGAAAAGAAGCAAAGAUACUGUCCUAUGGUGGAACCCAUUCUUUAAACUACAAGUAUCAAGAGGUUAUUUGCUAGUCUCCAGUUUGGUUUUCAACAUUCUUAAAAAGAUUUGAACUUUUUGGAUGACCCAAGAGACCUUGAAAUAUGUUUGUCAGCAAUACGAAAAACGUGAUCAAAAUUCAUGGGUCACUCACGUUUUGAUCUUAGCAUGCUUCAGAUCUAUGUGGGAGAAGAGAAUCGGUAGGUUACUAAAAUUUCUAGUUUGUUUUUUUUUAACUAAAGUACAACAGGGAAAAAAAGUGUAUCUUUUCAUUUCCUGAAACAUCUCAGGUUCAAUUCAAUAACAGGGCAUUCCAGAACCCCUGGCUUCAUUUCAAUCUAAGUUAUGUCACCCAGGAGGAAAUUCCAACUCUAUGCUUGUCAAUAAUCCCUCUGGAUGAUAAAAGUUCAACUAGCCUACUAUGCACAAGGCAUGGCUUUUGCCAGCAUUCUCUUGGAAGGUAUUUUCUCAAGUGCUUACUCAAUCCUGUUUCCAUGAUUGUGACAUUGGGGAUUAAUUUUUAGGACAGGUCUAUUUAUACUGUGGGCCUUGCAAAACACAUGCAGAUGUCUUUUGCCUUCAAAUUUCCUGCUCUUUUAAAGCUGAAGUGCUGGAAUCGUUUUUCCAUUUUCAGCAGAAUUUUCUUUAAGUGUACAUUAUUAUCCUGGAUAUUAAUACCAUUGUAUCAUAUUGGAAACUAUGCCUUUGGAAAAUUCAGUGAACUCUUAACUCUAGAAUCAUUUUGUACCAGUGGUAAGAGUGUAAUUCAGAACAAACACAUUCAUGCCUGGCCCCACCCUAAUAACCUUGUUCACCACUUCCCAAGCUCUGAGAUUCACUUGCUUCCAUCUCUUCCAUAACCCUAUUUUAACAAGAAAAUACUAUAUCAGCCUGAAUAGAAGUUACUUGUCCUGUACCACACAAUGGGUUGAUGGCAGAUCUAAAACUGGAUUUCUGUCUUCCUAACUCAUAAUCCCAGACUAGUUCAAUUCUCCUCUAUUCUUGACAAAUACCAUCCAAUGCAAUAAGACAAAAAAUUAAAGAAAGACAGAAAUAUCCUCUAAUACCAGGGGGCAAUAUAGAAGGGAGAACAGAUGUUGCCCAUGUAUCCCCAGAGGAAAGAGAUGGGAAUGAAAAGCUUUGGAUCCAGGACCAGCCUCUUUGGCCUCAUACCCAUAUGAUUUUCUCCUCCCACAUAGAAGCUUUCCAGGUAGUGAUUUCUCAGGCAUAGGAGAUAUUCAAGCCAAGGGCUUAUCAACAAGAGUUUGUAGAAGCCAUUCUUUCAUUUAGGUGGCAGAAGUGACUGAGCCAAAGGAUUUCUGAGGUCUUUUCCAAAUCUGUGACUGUGUAACCAUCUUUUACGUGACUUGUGUGCAUUCUAUUUGCUUUUGAAGAGCCUGGCAGCCUUGACAAGGGCUCAGUGGUUCCCAGUCUAUAAGCAGCUGUCAUUUCUCACUUGUUCACACAAAGUGACUCUGAGAUCUUGGCCAAUAGAGAAAAGUCAUGGGAUUCGAGAGCUGACAUAAUCUACAGAGUUUAUCUCUUCCAAGUUACAUCACUUCAAAGAUGAAGAAAAUCAGGCUGAGAAAGAUGACAUAAGUGGCCCAAGGCCAGACAGUAGCUAGUUGGAGUACUGAAUCUAGAGUUCCCAUCCUCUGACACCACGCCCAGCAGUCUCUCAACCUGUUUUGGAGUAGCUGUCACAUAACAGCACUCACCUAGAUGCUGGCCAGCUGAGAGGAACAGUGACAGGCAAGUCUGGCUCUCCCAAUAUGUAUGCGGGAAGAAGGGGAUAUGUAAUUCAGAGUAGCUGAAUUUAAAUGAUUUUAUUUUUAAAGUCAUUAAAAUAUUUUUCCCCUCUUUGUUUCGGGGGUAUAUAGAUUGAACAAAUGAAGGUGUUUAUGUGAUUUUAGUGGUAAGCCCCAUGUGCUUUUAUUGAUUUUGUUUUAUGUUAAAACGCCACAACCCCAAGGUAAAAUGCAUAUUGUAUGUUGUCGGGUAUGUAAUUAACUGGUAUGCGUCCCACGUCUACGGGCACUACCACAUGAAUUCCAAUCUCUGUAAAUGAAAGGUUUUAUAUGUUAAUGUAUUUCAUAGAUGUAACUUAAUAAACUGGCGCUGAAGGCUAACAGAUUUUGGCAAUUAAGUCAAUUCUUUCUGUUAAUCUCUGCAUUUAUUUUCUGUUAGGACCUAAGGGAAACCUCUUGGAAUUUUAAAAGUACAUCUAGUGCUCCAUAUUCUUGAAUGCAACUGAUUUUCACAGGUUAUAAUAAACCUAUUUUUAAAAAUUGAUUGUGAAACACCACAGGUUAU